AUGAUCUCACUGAAGUGCCCAUAUCGACGGCACUCCUACUGGCAGCGCAUGCCACCGUUCUUUGGGGGAGUGAGUGACGAUGAUGAAGAGGAAGAGGAACAGGAAGAAGCUGAAGACGCAGCGGUAGAGCCGUCUGCGGAAGAGCGCGCAGAUACGGAUGACAAUGAUGCGCCAACUUCAGGCAAAUCCGCAGCUGGGACUGACACAGAUGAAAGUGAUGAUGAUCGGCCCUUGCGCCCACCCAUUUGGCGGCCAGGCCGACCUGCUGCGGUCGAGCCUGUCGUUACAGCUGAGAGCCCGGCCAAGUCACCAGCGACGGUCUCGCCCACUGAUGCUGCACCCUCAGUUGGCCAAACACCAGUCCAAGUGGAGGCUCUGCCCAUCGAUGUGAAGGAAGCGAUUUCCGAGACAGACAGUCAUCCCAGCUUUAUAUGUACCGAAGUGUUCUACUCGACUUUACCUCCCUUUAGCAUUCUGACCGCUGAUGGUCAACUCCAACAACCAGUGGGGCGUCUGGCCCCAGCCCCACCCCCAUCCGUUCUGGCCACGCUUCCCGCCGACCUCAUACGUGCGCCCGAAGCCAUGCACGCUGCCGAGAAAUUGGCCGCUGAACAGCGUGAGCGUGAGGCGCAGGCUCAGGCCGCGGAAGCCAAGCGGUUAGCACAGGCACAGCACAAAGCGGAGCAGGAAGCAGCGGCCGAGGAAGCCUUGCGUCUGAAGCGCGAGGCCCAGGAGCUGGAGCAAAAGUUGGCAGCGCUCAACGCGGCGCCAGACGAGGAGGAAGAUGAGGAGGAGAAGGAGAAAGAUGAGGAUGAGGAUGAGGAGGACAAGAGUCAAGAUCAGAGCAAGGAUGACACCCAGGCUACAUCUGCCGUUGAUCAAGAGCACGAUGCUUCCGCAGACUUGCAAACAACCGCCCCUUCUUCAUCGCAGGAAAAGGACAGCCCCUCUUCAGACGCGGCACAGAAUGCAACAUCGAGUGCGCAGUCCAAACCUGCACCAGCGCCUAAACCACGCCCAGCUGCUGCUUCCACAAACCGCCGGCCAUCUGUCAGCGGACCAAAGCCUGCGCCCAAGCCCCGCCCGGCAUCGGUGACGCUGAGUGAGAGUGGUGAAUCAUGUGACAAAACUGGCAAGGCUACCGUCUCAGCACCCAAACCAAAACCCGCCGUCAAGCCCAAGAUGGUGCCGCAACGAGCCCCACCCGCAGCCCCUGCCACAUCUACGACGGCGAAAGAAACCUCUUCGAGCCACGAGGCAGCUGCUCACACAAAGAGUGUCAAGAAGCCUAAUGACAGUGCCACGACCAAGCCCAAACCGACACUCGGCUCCAAGCCCACGGCCACCACACGAUCACCGGGCAGCCCGGGCAAGACAAAAGCAAGCACGGCCAAGAGUACGACCGGGCAUCAUGGUGCCAGCCACCACAGCCGCCAUCACAAAGCCACGCCGAGUCGCACUCACUCUGGCACGAGCACACCCGGGGCCUCAGCGCCCGCGAGCAAGUCAGGCACCCGAGCUUCGGCGCGGUCCCCGGCAGGAGGCUCCUCCAAGACGAGCUCGCGAGGUAGCUCACGAGAGGCUUCACCGAAUCGUCUCAGCUCGGCCAAGUCGUCGGCGCAUGGUCCAUCGUCGUCGACACUUCGUCACAACAAAACCGUGCAUGCGUCGCCUUCCGACCACAAGCCCAAAGUCGCGACCACCAAGCCCAAAGUCACGAGCGCCAAGCCCAAAGUCGCGAGUGGCAAGAGUAGCGCCACGGAGGGCAAACCCAAAUCGACGUCAAGCUCGACCAAGCCUGCCGUCACCUCUGCCAAGCCUGCCGUGGCUGGUGGCCGAAAGCCCAAUCCUUUUGCCAAGGGCAAGACCGGUGCCAAGUCGGCGGCCAAGCCUGCUUCCAAACCAGCCGCCUCUUCAGGGUCAUCAUCCUCCCAUCCCUCAACCAAACCGACCAACGGUGACGCCUUUGUCGAUCGGAAUGCGGCCGGGCACCAGUGGCGCAGCCGAGAAGAGCUGGAGCGUCCAGCGGACGAGGAAGAAACGCGCAAGCGGCUCGAAACGGGUCUCAAGUUUGACUUUAGCUUCAACUAA
Monosiga brevicollis MX1 is the source of this 2091-nucleotide messenger RNA. RefSeq lists its product as uncharacterized. The transcript has 5 exons. The coding region runs from base 1 to 2091 and encodes 696 amino acids. The record is from RefSeq and is a predicted model, not a curated record. NCBI's taxonomy places the organism in Eukaryota, Choanoflagellata, Craspedida, Salpingoecidae.